GACAUUUACGGACAUUAAGUAGGGGAAACACACCAAUAAUAACAAACCGUUUUGAAGGUGACUCAGUCAACAGCUCUCAAAUUGUCGUAUAAAUCAGGGUAUGAAUGCAAUGCUGUGAAUAUUCAAAGUUAGAAACUGGCACAGUGCAUUAGAGUGUGUGGUCGAGUGAAAUUAAUCAUUUUUUCUAAAUUUGAAUUACAGCAAUGGUGUAUUUAUUGGAAUUUGUCAUUUUUUCAUUAGCCCUAACAGCUUCCAUACCUCAGAUUAUGGCAGCAGAUUCGCCAGAUAUGCUAGCAGUGUUCAACAAAUGCAGAGAGGAGGCAGGCGCAACUGAAGAUGAUAUUAAGAAUUUCAGAGCUCAACAAAUCCCAAGCACAACGACUGGAAAGUGUAUGCUUGCCUGUAUGUUCAAUCAUUCAGGACUAAUGAAGGAUGACAAGUAUAAUUCAGAGGGUGCUUUAAAACUUGUAAGCCAGGUUUUUGCCGACAACCCUGUCAAUCUUGGAAAGGCAAAACAGCUAAUUAAUGGAUGCACAGAUGAAGUAAAAAAUGAAAAUGACAAAUGUGAAAUUGCUUCCAAAAUAGCACACUGUACAGUAAAAAUGACGUCAGUGGUAAGUUUAUUACGUCGUAAAGUUCUCCUCAUUUAGAUGCUGGAUAGGCCUACCUACACC
Messenger RNA from Nilaparvata lugens (brown planthopper), 674 nucleotides. RefSeq names its product general odorant-binding protein 19d. The record is from RefSeq and is a predicted model, not a curated record. The transcript is spliced from 6 exons. The coding region runs from base 204 to 650 and encodes 148 amino acids. Lineage: Eukaryota; Metazoa; Arthropoda; Insecta; Hemiptera; Delphacidae. Gene Ontology annotation, biological process: sensory perception of smell. Gene Ontology annotation, molecular function: odorant binding.